Molecule: messenger RNA, 977 nt
Organism: Merops nubicus (carmine bee-eater)
Lineage: Eukaryota; Metazoa; Chordata; Aves; Coraciiformes; Meropidae
Gene: IL10RB
Product: interleukin 10 receptor, beta
Exons: 6
Molecular function (GO): interleukin-10 receptor activity; protein binding
Source: RefSeq, a predicted model, not a curated record
UGUCUGGAAUAGUUCCAAAACCCCGAAACGUGAGAAUUACUUCAUUUAAUCUUCAUAGCAUUUUACAGUGGGAUGCACCUAAGUUUCACAACGGGAAUAUAAGUUACACUGUCCAGUCUAAGAGUGUCAAACUCCCUAGAAACACGUAUGUAAAUGUGAGCACAAACCUGAGGCUCACAGAGUGCAAUGUCUCUUCUCUGCCUGCGUAUGGAGACUACAUUUUACAGGUCAGAGCGGAGUCAGGAAAUAGCCAUUCAGACUGGGCAACCAUCAGAUUUAAGCCAAUGGAUGACACAGUCAUUGGGCCACCUGAUGUCAAAGUGAAGUCAGAGUCUGGGUCCCUGCAUGUGGAUUUCAUAGGCCCUUUUGCUGAACAUGACAAGUGGCCUCUAAAGCAGUAUUACGGCUCGUGGAACUACAGAAUACUGUACUGGAAGAAAAGCAGCAACACACAGGUAACUCAUAUAGAUACUAAACAUAACUCUGAAAUACUGUCCCAGCUGGAGCCAUGGACAAUAUAUUGUGUUCAAGUGCAAGCAGUUAUCCCUGAGUGGAACAAAACGGGGAAACCGAGUGAAGAGCUUUGUGAGCAGACAACCCACAACGGUGUAACUCCUGUGUGGAUAAUUGUGACUGUUCUUAUAGGAUCAAUGUUGGCUGUUGUAAUAUCUGUUGCUGUUUGUUUCUUUUCCUUUUUGUAUCUGUAUCGACUCACCAAAGAUGUUUUCUGCCCUUCAUAUAUUUUCCCAGAACAUUUGAAAGAGUUUUUGAAUAAGCCUCCCAGUGGUCCACAUUAUUUUCCUGCACUCCCACAAGAAGAGCAUCUUUUUUAUGACAAGCUAACUGUCAUUUCAGAAGAAUCCAAAAAUCAGAGCGAUCAGAUUGGGGAUGAGGCUAGCAAGACAACGGAGCAUCUUCAAGACUCUGAACAAGAAGAUUCUGAUUCAAGAACAGUACCAGCUUCAGAAAAGGCCUAA